Colletotrichum orchidophilum is the source of this 303-nucleotide messenger RNA. RefSeq lists its product as uncharacterized. NCBI's taxonomy places the organism in Eukaryota, Fungi, Ascomycota, Sordariomycetes, Glomerellales, Glomerellaceae. The transcript is spliced from 2 exons. The coding region runs from base 1 to 303 and encodes 100 amino acids. Gene Ontology annotation, cellular component: membrane. The record is from RefSeq and is a predicted model, not a curated record.
AUGCUUAACCUCAUCAGCAUGGGGGUUUGGGCCCUUCAGGGCAUCAUGGCCAUUAUUGUCCUCGGCCUCUCUGUCGACCUUGUCAGGGUACAGAAGAUUGGCGACGCUCCCACAACUACCAAGUAUAGCACAUUUACUGGCGGCUUUGGAUUAGCCGUCGCUGUGCUUGGCCUGAUCUCUGUCUUCAUAGACGCCAUCCCGGCUCUGCUGGUAAUGGCAGCGGAUGCGCUGAGUGGGGUUUUACUUCUCGGAGGUGGCAUCGUAGGUCCAUCGAUGUUUAUCCUAGGUACACGCGAUUGCUAA